Messenger RNA from Pecten maximus, 2394 nucleotides. RefSeq names its product PIN2/TERF1-interacting telomerase inhibitor 1-like. Bases 59 to 1864 code for a protein of 601 amino acids. Gene Ontology annotation, cellular component: nucleolus. The transcript has 6 exons. NCBI's taxonomy places the organism in Eukaryota, Metazoa, Mollusca, Bivalvia, Pectinida, Pectinidae. Gene Ontology annotation, biological process: regulation of ribosome biogenesis. The record is from RefSeq and is a predicted model, not a curated record. Gene Ontology annotation, molecular function: telomerase inhibitor activity; nucleic acid binding.
AUGAUGGACUCGACCGGAAGCGGAAUUGAUGUUGUAAAAAAAGAAUAACGUGUCGAAAAUGUCCAUGCUUGCAGCCCCACGUCGAAAACAAAAGUUUUCGGCAGAUCCCAGAGGAAAUAAUUGGAGUAAAGAUGGAUCAAAGUUUGGUCAGAAGAUGCUGGAAAAGUUCGGCUGGGCAAAGGGUAAAGGGCUCGGAGCAAAUGAAGAUGGAAAAGUAGAUCAUGUGAAAAUAUCUGUGAAGAACGACACCAGAGGUGUUGGAUGCUCCCGGAAUCAUGCAGACAAUUGGAUAGCCCACCAGGAUGACUUUAAUGACUUGUUGUCGAGUCUGAACCAGGAUGCCCCUGAAAAGAACAACAGUGACGAGGAUUCCUCUGAUAAAGUCACCGGACUUGAGAGCAAGUCUAAAGCUUCACGCAGUAGAGUACACUACCAAAAAUUCACCAAAGGGAAGGAUUUGUCAUCGAAAUCUCGAGAAGAUAUGGCAUGUAUAUUUGGAAGACGCCAGGUCAAACCUGAGGCAGACCUUACCCCAUCGUCUGAGGAUGAUAGCAGUUCCUCAGAUACCGAGAAUAAGGCAGAACACGGAGUGAUCACCGUACAAAGUACUGACAGUGUACAGGAUUACUUUGCCAAAAAAAUGGCCGAAAGGAAGGCUUCCAUGACAUCUCUAAGCACGAUUGACAAGUCUGAGGACGAAGAGAGACCAAGUUUUAGUACAAGUACCGACUCGAUUAGCAAUGAUGCUGACGAAAACAAAUCAGUGAAAAAGAAAGUGAGAUUCAGUUUAGGAGACAACGAGGAGGUUUAUGGUGAUACAUUAGUAGCAAAGAAAAAGAAGUCAAAGAAAAAAAGGAAAAAUAAAGAUGAUGAAGAAUUUACUGAGGAAACAAGUGACACUACAGAGGGUUCAAAUCUGGAAAAUCGUGGGGAGGGAUGCGAUGUCAGUGAGGAUGACAAGUCGAAAAAGAAACGGAAACGUUCGUCAGAGUCACAAGUUGAUGAGGAAUCUGAGGGUGUAAAGAGGAAAAAAAGCAAGAAAAAGAAAAAAGAAAAGAAUACAGACAGUAUAAACGAUAAAAAUUCUGUAGAAAGUGAUGAAAUAAAUUCUAUAAACAAUUCCGACCAGAUGGAAUGUGAAACUGAAGACAAGGCUAAGUCCAAGAAAACAAAGAAAAAUAAAAAGGCAAAGGCUGAAGACUCUCUGACUGAAGGAAAUAGUGACAGUCCCACAGAAACACAGACUCUGGCAGGAGAAAAGCUUGGUUCAACCGACAGUUGGCCUAUAAAUGAUGUAGGAUCAGUGAAAGAUCAAACAAAAGUUAUAUUACCAAACAGAGUACUUAGAAAACUUAAAAAAAUCGAAAAAGCUAAGAAACAAUUUGUGCUGGCACAAAAGUCAGGUGACAACCAGGGGCCUGUGGAAUCUAAAAAAGAUGUGUCUGUGUCGGGUACAGGACAAAAAAAUGAAAAAGAUGUGUCUGUGUCAGGUACAGGACGAAAAAAUAAAAAAGAUGUGUCCGUGUCGGGUACAAGACAAAGAAAGAGACGUUACAAGCAGAAAAAAGAUAGUACAACAACACGAAAUACACCUGGAGGAUAUUUAGGGUAUUGUACGACACCAUCAGAUUUUAAACUCAAUAACAGGAGCAAACAAUUGGUGGCCGAGAUAAAACAAUAUGGCCGAGCAUUUCCAGGAUCCAACUGUAUAGAGGUGGCAGGCUACGGCAAAGAUUCUAUGGUGGUUUUGGCAAAUAAAAUUAUUGAAAAGAAAAUGAAGCAUGUAAAGAACAAAAGCUUAAAAGCCAAACAGAACUGGUGUCGACCAAAAAAACCCAAAAAGCAAACACGAAAAAGAUUUUAGCUCCAACGAUCUGACAGGCUAGAGCUAGCACUGGUGCUUUCCAACAGGAAAAAUAGAGAUUUAGAUACAAUUUUCAAGCUAAAACUUCCGUGUCCGUCAAAAAUGGCAAUAGAUACAACCAGUUUAGAAAAAGUGGUAAAUGAGAUAAUCUGAAAAUUUAAAAAUUCAAAAUACUUAAAAAAAAAAGUUUGAUUUUUCUCCUUCUUGAGGAUAAAAAGGUAAUUGUGAAAAAUCGAUAGCAAGAAAUCUUGAAAGAUUUAUAGAGAAAAUUCUGGCCAGUUUUAUAAUUUUUUGUGCGAGAAUGAUUUGGAAUAACUAGAGAAAUCAUCAGCUUCCUAGGACAAGGAGUUCAUUUAGAAGUUCAGGUGACAUAACUGAUCUGUAAUUACGUAUACCCCUGAUACAUGUAUUUUGUUCCUGUUGAAGGGAUAGUUGGAAUUAUUUGUUACACACAUUGUUACGUUAGUGCUUCAAAUUAAAGGUUUUAUGGAAAUGUAAACUAUUUAAAAUAAAAAAAAUCCUAUGUUUGA